CAAUGCGCCUGACAGGGCUCCCUUAGUCACCGCGGCUCGCUGCCUGCCAAAGGGCGGUAAGGCCGAGCUGCCUCGGCGCCAGCUCCUCCUCCGCUCCGGCAGAGGGCGGUGCAGCGCUGGCAGAGGGGGCGCAGGGACGUCUGGACGCGUCGCCGUGCGCAGGAAGGUGUCAGCCAUGGCCGUGCUGCUGGAGACUACGCUGGGCGACCUGGUGAUCGACCUGUACACGGAGGAGCGGCCCCGCGCUUGUCUGAAUUUCCUGAAGCUUUGCAAAGUCAAGUACUACAACUACUGUCUUAUUUAUAAUGUACAGAGAGAUUUUAUUAUACAAACCGGUGACCCCAUGGGAACUGGCCGGGGAGGGGAAUCCAUAUUUUGUCAGCUGUAUGGUGAUCAAGCUAGAUUUUUUGAGGCAGAAAAAGUACCAAGGAUAAAGCACAAGAAGAAAGGAACUGUAUCAAUGGUGAACAAUGGGAAUGAUCAGCAUGGCUCACAGUUUCUUAUUACUACAGGGGAAAACUUGGAUUACCUUGAUGGUGUGCAUACAGUAUUUGGAGAAGUGACAGAAGGCAUGGAUGUAUUGAAGACAAUUAACGAAACCUUUGUAGAUAAGGAUUUUAUCCCAUAUCAAGAUAUCAGGAUAAAUCAUACAGUAAUUUUAGAUGAUCCGUUUGAAGACCCCCCUGGCUUGUCUGUUCCCGACCGCUCACCAGAACCUACCAAGGAACAGCUAGAUAGUGGCAGAAUAGGAGCAGAUGAAGAAAUUGAUGACUUGAAAGGACUGUCUGUAGAUGAAGUAGAAGAAGUUCAGGCAGAAAAGGAAGCAAAAACUCGUGCCAUUCUUCUGGAAAUGGUGGGAGACUUACCAGAUGCAGAGAUCAAGCCACCAGAAAAUGUGCUGUUUGUUUGUAAACUAAAUCCUGUGACCACAGAUGAAGACCUAGAGAUAAUAUUUUCACGAUUUGGACCCAUUAAAAGCUGCGAGGUAAUCCGAGACUGGAAGACCGGAGAGUCGCUUUGUUAUGCUUUCAUUGAGUUUGAAAAGGAGGAAGACUGUGAGAAGGCUUACUUCAAAAUGGACAAUGUGCUGAUAGAUGACAGGCGGAUACAUGUGGAUUUUAGCCAGUCUGUUGCAAAGAUUAAGUGGAAGGGAAAAGGUGGGCGGUAUAGCAAGGACGAUUUCAAGGAGUAUGAAAAGGAACGCAACAGACCUUCAAAACUUGCUUUGAAAGAGAAGGUAAAGCCAAAGCAAGAUGCCAAGUACGACCUUGUACUGGAUGAGGAUGUAGAAAAGUCUCAAACGAGUCAGUCGCACUCGGCUAAAAAACAGAAGAAGAAAAAGCACCACCACUCUGAAGAUGAAGAGGAUGACAAGAGGACAAAAAAAUCUAAGGAUGCUGAUCGAAGACACGAAGGUGAACGCUGUAGAGAGAGGGUAAAGAGUGAGAAGAAAGACAGGCAUCGCAGUCGCAGCCGAUCUCACGAGAGAGACUACACUUACAGCAAACAAAAAGACAAGUACAAGGAAGAUUCCCGAGUAAGAGACUGGGAUAGAAAAGCAAGCAGAAGUCCUAAGAAAUCAAAAGACAAAGAGAGGUCCAAGUACAGAUGAAAGAUGAGGAGAGGAGAACUAAACUAUGUUGUUUUCCAGCAUUCUCUCAAGUGGAUAUGCAGUUACUGGAUAAAAGCACCUGCCUUUUGCUGGUAGCUUGGCCUUGAAAUUCUAUGAAUGCCCAGUGUGUGAGGAAGCCUUGAUUCCAGAAAGGUGUUCUCAAUAAAGUGUUUCACGUAAGUGAAAUGGUUUGAGUGUCCAAUAAGGAAUGUUGUGUAAAGCUGCUUGGAAAUACAGGGAUGCAGUAACAAUUUCAUUGCCAUUCUCUGCUGUGAAGAGAUUUGCAGGACAUGCAUCCUUUCUACAAGGAGGUUGUAUUUACAUUUCAGCUGUUGGAACGAGGAUGAUAGAAGAUAGGUGGAGACAGAAAUGUGCAGUGCACACUCCUUCCACAAAGCACGCAGAUACCAUUUGUACAGGAAUACUCCAAACUCUCUCAUGCAGCACUGGUUAAAGGUAUGGCAGUGCUGCACUGUAAUGAAUCAGUUGUACAUGCUUGCUUCAAUAUGCAGAUUGCUUGUCUGUGUGGCAUUGCUGGAGGAGGCCGUUCAGAAUUGAGGUUCACUUCAUACUUGGCCCAGCUGUAGCCACUGUUAAAGAUCUAACCUAAAGUAUCUGAGGGAUCCAGCUGCUAUGGUGUCAGGCAGGUCACACUGGGUGGGUAAGAAAGAGAAUUGUCAUUAUCAGAACUACCAGAAAAAGCAGAACUCAUACAUUGCAUUGUGUUUACUGAACCUAGAUGGGAUUAAUGGUCGGGUUUUGUGGCAGAAUUAGGUCGGUUCAUCUACAGAGGAAUGCAAGUCAAGCUAUUAGAGCUUGGGUCUUACUGAAAGGCUGCAAGAGUUCCUAGAUGCCUGGCUUACCCCUCACAAUUUGAACAGUCUUAGCCAGUAUGCAUACAUCUUAAGAACCUUCAUGCCCUGUUUCUCCUCAGAGGGUGUUAGGAGACACGGGGAGUAGUACUUGUCUUCCCUUCCCCUCUUCACAUGUGUAAUGACUUAGAGGCAGACUGCUUUGAUGAAUAAAUUUCACUCGUUUUUUUCUUUUGGUCAUUGUAUUUUUUCUGUACUACUGUAGUGUCUGAUUGUGAUGUAUAAUAAAACAUUAGAGCUUGAUAGCCUUUAGCAGAAUGUGAUACAAACAAAAGCUAAAAUUCAAGGUAGCCAAGAAAAGCUGCUGUGAAUUACUCUGCCCUCAGGGCCAGCAGCUAUGCUUGGCUCAAGCAUUUGGAUGGACUGUGUGCAGAAAGUGAACUUCUGAUUAAAAUGCUUCCAUGGGAAGGCUGGUACGGAACAAGCAAAAUCUUUGCUGAAGGAACAGAUCUUAAAGCUGUGGCAGAAAGUCCUAACUAAGCAGGCCAGGACAGAUGCUGAGAAUAUCCAGAGCAGGAAUACAGAGGGUAUUGUGUACAGGAAUGUGUUUGUAGCAGCAUCUACCUGGUCCUUGCUUUGUUAAAGACUGAGUGUAUUUGCCUAAGAAGAUGCCUUUUGCUGAAUUUCUCACUUGUAACUUUUGUGUGCUUGAAAGCAUGGAACUAGAGGGCCAGGGUUUCUGUAACUGUCUCUUGACAAAAGCCUCUGAGCACUUGCAGGGGCCUGAGCCGGCCUGGUGGAGUCUGAACAAGAGUGCAGAGCCUGCUGCUGCUCCAGAGGAGUCUGUCAGGGGGCCUGAGGCCGAGGAAUGCUCACUGUUCAGUCAAGAAAGUUUCUACAGAGAGUGUAAAAGCAACUUAGCAUGAAGUUGCAGCAGAAGUUCUAGGCUUCAGCUAGCCCUCAGCCACCUCUGGGACGUACAGAACUUUGUUUAAACAUCCUGUUUCAAGUGAGUUUCUCUCUCAUCUGCAGCAGAAAUGGCUUUGUCCUCACAACAAGUGGAUACUUAAGAACAGAAAGUGUAUGUGGGUAUAAAAGUAAGUUGGCUCAUGUUGGCCAGUCUUCAGAAUAAAGGGUUAAAAAACAAAUACAUCCAAAAAGUUUCAAGUUUCUGAGCUUCACUAUGCCUUAAUGCUUUAAAAAGGUGCCUAGUGCCUUCAGA
Messenger RNA from Pogoniulus pusillus (Red-fronted tinkerbird), 3646 nucleotides. It is a transcript of the gene PPIL4, whose product is annotated as peptidylprolyl isomerase like 4. Gene Ontology annotation, molecular function: peptidyl-prolyl cis-trans isomerase activity; RNA binding. Gene Ontology annotation, biological process: protein peptidyl-prolyl isomerization. Gene Ontology annotation, cellular component: nucleus. The record is from RefSeq and is a predicted model, not a curated record. The transcript has 13 exons. The coding region runs from base 176 to 1612 and encodes 478 amino acids. Lineage: Eukaryota; Metazoa; Chordata; Aves; Piciformes; Lybiidae.